Messenger RNA from Struthio camelus australis, 13481 nucleotides. The record is from RefSeq and is a predicted model, not a curated record. Lineage: Eukaryota; Metazoa; Chordata; Aves; Struthioniformes; Struthionidae.
AGAUCUGUCAAACUAGAAUAGCUGAGCUAGAAAGCAAACUCCUGGAGAAACAGGAAGCAGUUGAAAGACUCACUGCACAGAUGAAGGAGCUACAAGAGCAGCUUACCCAGCAUAGCAACUCUAUGCUGCUUCAGGAAAGUGCUGUCCAGGAACGAAAUGAAGUCAUAAGAAAACUAACAAGCAGCCUUCAACAGGCGAGGAAGGAUCGCGAUGACCUCCAGGAAGAGGCUGCACAUGUAGCUGACGACAUCCAUGGUUUACAACUUCAAUUACAUCAGGCAAAUGAGAUGCUGAGGAGUAAAAGCCCUCGAAGAAAUGAGGUAUUGGAAGCCCAGCACCAGGCAGCCUUGUUUCAGAACCGUCUCAAAGAGCAAAGUACGCAUUUGGAGAUGCUGCGUCAGAAAGCACGCGACUUGGAAGUACAACUUGAGUCUUCUCAAAAGAAUACCAAAGAUAAAGAAAAUCUGCUUGCCCAAAUGGAAGAGAGUAUGAAAGAUACAAUGCAACAACUAUACAAAAGCAUAGGAGAAAAAGAAGAAAGUAUUAAAAGUCUUCAGGAUGUGCUGACAUCAGAAAGAUUUUGCUUAUCUAUACUACAACAUACCCUUUCUCUCCGGGACUCAGAAAUAAUGGAGUUAAAAAACGAAAUAUCCUUAUCCCAAAUGAAAGAACAGCAGCAUAUUGAAGAACUCAAAGUGAAUCAUGAAAAGGAUACUUGCAGACAGUUAGAGUGCUUGAGGACCGAGCUGGAGAAAUGCUACAGAAAUGAGAUUGCAAAAGCCAAGCAGGUAUAUGAGGAAGAAGUGAUUUUAAAAUAUAAGAAUGAACUUGAACAGUUAAAAAAAGAACUCUCUGCUCUGAAUUCGGAGGAACACGUUCAGAAUUUGAACGUCAUAAUAAUUGACUUAAAUAAUAGGCUUCAAGAGUCUGAAAAUCAUAAAGAAAAUUUGAGAAAGAAACUGGAAAACCAACUGGAAGAUUUUGAGAGAGAAAAAUCUGAAAUUGAGAUUAAAUACAAAGAUUUAAUUGUUGGCCUCAAAUCCCAGCUUUCUGAUGCAGAAGAACAGGUCAAGGAAGCCCAGCGAUACAAACAUGAAAAAGAGUGCUUGAAUGAAGAGAUCCAGAAACUCAAUUCUUUUGUCCAGGAAUUAAAUGAAAAGCUACAUGUUGAGGCUAAAAGAAAUAUAAAUUUAAGGCAAGAGAUUGUCCGCAAUAAAGAGAAAAUGAGGGAAAAAUUAAUUUUGCCGGAGGUGUCAGAGUUACAGGGAGUGGAACUUGAAGAGAUUUGGAGUAAACCAUGCCAGCUUGAAGGUGAAGAAGAGUUAGUUCAUGAAGAACUGGAGUCCCAGCACAGCUUGAGAGUAGACUCCUCAAGAGGUGAUUUAGAAUUGAAGAUUUUAGAGAAGCUCAAAAAGAAUAAUGAAUGUUAUGAAGCUGAUAGCCUGUCUGAAGAACAUUCGUUAGAUGUAGGCUCUUUCACCAGUGAUGAAGGCAUUUUGGCUAAGUAUCUCAUCUCUACAGAGAGACCAGAACAGUCAUACAUGUCAGACAAUUCUGAAGGUUAUGCCAUUGAGGAAGGUAAAUGUGGGUUAGACGAUAAUAUGCUUUUAGAACCCAGUACAGAUUUUGUACCACUUUUAUUAAAAUUCAGCCCUGGUGAGAAAGCGUGCCCUAGCAGUUUGGCUCAGAAGACUUUUGAAGAGACUGAGAUGGAAGCAGAAGCUUUUGUUUCAUUUUUGUCAGAUAGCUCCCUGCAGCAACAUAAAAUAAGUGACAACGAUGAUGUAAAGGAUGAUGAGAACGUCUGCUUAAUGGAGAGAUGUGUGAAGCUAACUGAGCAGCUCCAUGAGAAGGAGGCAGCCUUGAACAAGUCUCACCAGGAGACCCAAGAAGCUAUUGGAAAAUGGAAAAAAGUAAUGGCUGAGCUCUCCCAUGUGCAUUUGGAACUGAGUGAGGAACGUGAGGCACGGGUCCGUUGUGAGAAGGAGCUUGAUCAAAAAACAAAGAAAGAAAAAGAACUUGAAAACAAAAUAAGCUUUCUAGUAAAGCAACAGGAUGAGGAUAGAGGCCAACCUGAUUGCGCUGAAGACUCUUUAAUGCAACUAUCAAAAUCCUUUACCUGGCAAGAAAUGGUAAAAGACCUUAAGGAGGAAAGAGAAAUGUUGAUGGCGCAAUUGCGAACUCAGGAGCAAUUAGUGAAAGAAGUUCAAGAGCAGAAAACGGCUUCUGAUUCUGUAACGAGUGAAGUGCAGUCUCUUUUUGGGCGUCAGCUGGCUGCUUUGCAAAGUCAAAGGGAUCAAAUGCAAACCCAGCUUGAUGCUCAGAAGGCCAAAAAUCAGGCGAUAGCUGAGCUUCUUGGCCAGAAAACCGUAUUAGAAGAGACAUUGCUGAAAGAACAGGAGUUGCUCAAAGCUGAAAUCAGUAAUAAAGAACAAAAUUUAACACACUUACUGGAGGAAAAAACAACCUUAGAAGAAAGAUUAUCUGACAAGGAGCAGGAUCUAAUAAAAGCAGAGAAAAUCUUAACGGAAAAUGUUAGUAUCAUAGAGAACCUUGAAAAAAACAUACACGAACUUAAUACCGAAGUGAAAAACCUCAAAGAAGUACGGGAGUGUGAAAGGUUGCGGUAUGAGGAGAAUUUGAACACCAGUAACUUAGAAAUUCAUAAACUUAACACCGAAAUAAAGGCAAAAAGCACUGAAUACAGUGAGAAAGAAAGCCAGCUGACUGAAGAAAUAGCUCAUUUGAAGAAAACUCAGUCGGAGCUUAAAACUAACUUGCAAGAGUCUGUUCAGUCUGCGCAAGCUACCCAAGAAGCACAAUGUGAGAUGGUGAAACAUUACAAAGAGAAGAUUGAUGAAAUGGAGUCUCAGCAUCAUGAAGAAAUUAGUAAAGUGAGUUUGACACACAAGAAAGAGAUAGAAGAAUUAAAUGCCAAAAUUAAAGAGAAAGUGGAAAAGCAGCAGAAGCUGGAGGAAGAAAGGAAGGAACAGAUUGCCCUAAUAAAAAAGGUACAUGAGCGAGAGCAUGAUCGUGAAAUUUCUGAGCUGAUUACUAAACAUGACGAGGAAAUGGAGGAGCUCCGUGCAGCACUAAAUAAAGAACAGCAACAGCUGCUGGAUGAACUUCAGCAUCAAAUGGAAGCCACACACAAAGCAGAGAGAGAGCAAAUUCAGAUCCAAUCACAGACACUGCACAGCCUUGAGUUGGAAGCUUUACGCCUAAGCUUAAAUAAUAUGCACACAUCUCAGCUUGAGUUGACUCAGUCUAACUUGAGAAAAGAGAAGGAAACUGCCCUCGUGGAACUACGGGAGAUGCUCAAUGAUAAGCGUGCUCAGGAGGUAGCAAUUCUGCAAAGCCGACAUCAGCUGGAGUUGGAGAAGAUUAAAGAACAGUGUUUGAAAGAAAAAGAAGACCUUAAGUUGAAGCUUCAGCAAGAAUUAGUUGAUCAGAGAAAGAAAAUAGAAUUGGAAAUGGAAGAGACACGUAUCCAGACAUUAGAGACUCUCAAAGGAGACUGGGAGUUGGAAUCCGAGAUGCGUUUAAAAAGCAUGCAUGAAGAACUUUCUGAAAAGCAUCAGACUGAAAUGGAGGAACUGCAGAAAACUCUGGAAAUGGAAUUAGAAAAAGUCAAAGUGGAGCUGAGGCUUCUGUCUCUUGAGAAAGAACAGUGUGAAAUAAAAUGUAUAGAAUUGGAGAAGCAACACCAGUUAGCCAUUGCAAAAUUACGUGAACAGCUGCAGACUGAACAUAAUCAACUCCUAGAAGAUAUGAAGAUGAAAAGCCAAGAAAAAGAACAGAAUACUCAGAAGGAGCUGGAGAAACUUCAGGUCACGCAUGAAGAACUAAAGACUCAGUCACAAGAAGAAAUCAAGCAACUCUGGUCUCAGCUCAAUAGUACCCGAGCAAGUCGUCAGGAGUUAAGUGAUGGUGAGACCAGAACGCGAGCCUCUGUUUCAGAGUUAAAAGAGCAGCUCCUGGCUCGCGCAUCCCAUGUGGAGGAAAUAGAACAUUUAAAGCAAGAGUUUGAACAGCAGCGUCAGCAAAGAAAAAGUGAGCAUGAAACUGAGUUAGAACAAUUGAGACUUUAUUUUGAAAAGAAAUUAAGAGUUGCUGAAGAAAACUACAGAGAGGAGUUAACUUUGCUGCAUCAGAGACUGCAAGAACUGAAGGAAUAUUCAUUGUUGGAGUCGGACGUGAGCCAGGAUCAAGCAGUGGAUAUCAGUUCCUCUGUCACAGUUUUUGAAGAGACGACUGAAAAAGAGAGGAGAGUUAUACUUGACCAGCUAAAUCAUCAGUUGGAGCAACAUAAGGAAGAACUUGCCUGUUUGCGAGUACAACUUAAAGAACAGCACAGACAUGAAUUAGAUUCCUUGAGGUCUUCCCUUGCACUUCAAUAUAAGGAGGACCUAAUGAAAAUGAAGAUGGAUCUGUCAGACAAAUAUAUAACGGAAAUUGAGGAAAUGAAAAAAAAGCAUUGUCUAGAACUUGAGCAGCUCCGUGCCAGACUCUCAGAAGAGCAUAUCAAAGAAAUCACCAAACUGCGUCUACAGAGUGCUCAAGAUGCAGCACGUCAAGUUGAAAUGGAGGUGUCUGAGCGAGUGUGUGUACUAGAGAAAGAGCACAAGGCUAAGGUCUCUCUCCUUCAGUCUGAGAAACAGUAUAUUGCAGAACUUUUGGAAGAAAUAAAGCACUUAAAGGAAGAGAUUGCUAAACAAAAAGAUAUUUCUGUGCAGAAUGAAAAGCAUCUGAAAGAGGAAAUGGAAAAGGUAAAAUACAAACUUACUGAGGAUCAUGAGACUGAGCUAAAGGGCGCCAGAGAAGAAGUCCAGAAAAUAGAGAAGAUGUAUAAAGAAAAAGAGGAAAAAUGGAAGUGUGAAAAUGAGGACCAGAGAAUCCAAACAGAAGAAAAGCUAUCACUGUUGCGUAUAGAGCUAGAAAACAAAUCGGAAUGUGAGAAGCAAAAUUUGCAAAAGGAGUUUGAACUUCGUGAAACUGAAAUGAAUCAGCUUCAAGAUCAGCAGGCUGCCAGAAUUGUAGAAUUAGAGAAAUUGGUAAAAGAGCAGCAAAACAACUUGCGACAACUAGAGGACAGCCUUGCAAGUGCACAGGCUACACAGAAGUCUCAGGAGCAAUACGACAGUGAACUGCAAGAAGCCAAAGCACUCAUGGCAAAAGAAAUGGAAAAAGCCACACUUUGUUUGCAAGAAGAAUGUGCGUUUAAACUUAUGGAAGCACAAAACAAAUUUAUAGAGGAACACAAGGCUAUGACUCAGAAAUUCACAAGUGAGCAAGAGAUUCUUCUCCAGGAGCUGAAGAAGAAACAUGCUGAUGAGCUCGAACUCCAAAGUCAGCAGUUACAGGAGAAGCAUAAGCAGCAAAUUUUGUCCCUUACAGCUGAGUUUCAGACAAAGCACCAAGCUGAACUUGAAACACUGAAAUCUUCACUAGAAAGUAAACAGCAGGCUCAGCUUGAAGCUUUUGUUGCUGAACUCCAGACAAAGCAUCAAGCACAAAUUGAUGAGCUGGAGGCUAAACACUUAUCAAAUCUGGAUUCCUUGGAGUCUUCCUACCUAUCUGAAAUUCAGACUAUAAGAGAAGAACACAAGCAGGCUCUUGUGGACCUACAGAUGCAUCACACAGAACAAUUCCGUGAAAAGGAUAAAACAGAUCAAGCACGCUUGGUUCAGGAAAUAGAGAUGUUGAAAUCAAAGCAUGCUGAAGAACUUCAGCUUUCACAGAAUAAUUUGAAAAUUGAGCUAGCUACUGUUCAUAUGGAGAAACUUAAAGCCAUGGCUGUUGAAGCAGAAGAAGCUCAUAAGGAUUUGAACACAGCUCUUCAAAAUCAAAGAAGCUUGCUGGAAGAAGAAAAACGUCUGGCCCUGGACGCAUUACGCGAGGAAGUAUUGCAUAUGGAGGAAAAGCAUAGAAAAGCACUCCAAGAACUUCAGGAUCUUCAUGAGGCAGAAAUUAAGAAACAUAAGGAAGAAUAUUCCAGGGAACUCCAAAGAGAAUUGGAGAAACUAAAAGCACAGCAUGAACGUGAGCAAGAGAUGUAUGCUUCUGCAUCGGCAUCUGAAGUAGAGACUGUGCGGACAGCUCUUCUGGCUCAGUUUGAGGAGGUAAAGUUGAAGCAGCAGCUUCAGUUCCAGGAAGAGAUUGAGCUGCUGAAGUGUCAGUCAGAGGUACUACUUGAACAGCAAAUUGCACAGCUAAAGGAGGAAUUUGAAGCUGAAAAAAAGACUUCACUACAUGACAAGGAGCAGGUGUUGAUUCAGGAGAGGGAAAAGGCACAGGCUGUUCACGAAAAGGAGAAGGAGAUGUUAUCGGUACAGCUUCAGGAAAAGGCAGCUAUAAUUAUCCAGCUGGAAAAGAAAGUAGAGUCUUUAAAUCAUGAAAUGGAAGAGACUAACUCUGAACUGGAGACCCUCCUUCAGCGGCGAGAUAGAGAGAACCAAGAAGGAGGAAAUUUGGUAGCCAUGUUGAGAUCUGAUAUCAAUCAGUCCCAGGAUGAAAGGAAAAAGUUACAGGAAUCUUACCAACAUGUUUUGAAAUUGCUUAUGGAGCUGGUGAAGGCCACAAUAGCUAUUGAGGAUCUUAUCUGUAGAAAGAUUGGUCUUUGUCUUGAUGACAGUCUGACUUCUGGAGAUUCUAGGGAAAGUCACAGUGUUAUGGAAGAAAUAGGAUUCAUACAGUAUUUCAAAGCCAAAGAGAAGCAUCACUUAGAAAAAGAUGAGCUGCCUGAUGAAACUCUCACAGAACACAACCAGCUGUCUCCAGUGACUGAUGAGGGGUCUGAGCUGAGCCAAUACUUAUGUGAAAGCAUUUUUGCAAACCCAGACCUGACCUGUGAAAAUGAAGAAACGAUACUGAAAAUUUGUCAUCGCUUGCGCACUGCAGUGGAAAGACUUCUAGAACUAGUAACAGAAUCAACUAAACAACUGGAAAAAACACAUGAAAUCCAUGCACAAUUUGAAGAAGAAUUCAGUCGCCGAAAUCGGGAAACCGCCCAAGUGGUUUGUCAGCACCAGGAACUAAUGGAGUGCCUCAGUGAGGAAAGUGAGGCCAAGAAUCAGCUGGCACUUAAGCUUCAUAAAGCAGAAGGCAUUAUUGAAGGCUAUGUUGCAGAAAAAGCUGCACUGGAAGAGGCCUUGAAUCUGAAAGAAGAAUCUGAACGUCGCCUUGUUGUGGAACUGGAGAAUAUGCGCGAGCGCUUCCAGGAACUAACCCAGGAACAGGCAAUUCUUGGUCUGCUUAAGGAAGUGGAAUUUUUAGCAAAGGAGAAAUUAGAGCUUCAGUGUCAGGCCGAAAAAGAUCAUUCCAACUUGCGCUCUCAAAUGAAAGUUUUGGAGGUAGAACUUGAAGAACAGCUGCAUAGUAAUGAAGACCUGGCUAAGCAGUUACUGGAGGUUGCUGACCUAAAACAACAAAUUCAAGUCCUUGAAAAGCAGCUUAAGAAUCAACGGCAAUUCAUGGAUGAGCAAGCUGUAGAAAGGGAGCACGAACGUGAUGAUUUUCAGCAAGAAAUUCAGAAGUUGGAAGAACAGUUAAAGGUUACAGCAAAAUCGCAGGCUUCUGGAGAGCCCAGACAACAUGGGAACUAUGAAUUGACUCUACAGGUAGAAUCUUUGCAAGCAGAAAUAAAAGAGAAGAUGGAUGAUUACAGUAAGCUGUUAUUAGAAAAGGAGCAAAAACAUCAGGAAAUUACAGCUCGUGAUAAAGAAAUAGAGAAACUGGUGGCACAGAUACGAGACCUGGAGCACAGCGGCACUGAAGUCUCAAAGACUGUGAACUACUUGGAGCAACAACUACAAAAAAUGAAGAAAGUGGAAACAGAAUUAAAACAAGAUAAAGAAGCAUUGCAACAGCAACAGUACAAUAACCUGAUUCAGAUCUCUGCCCUGCAGUCUAAAUUGGAUGAAGCAAGGCACAGAGUACCUACCGAAGGCAGUUCUGAUCAAGUGCUGAAGGAACAAUUACAGGCAGAACAGGAAGCGCUUGUGAUGAAAGAGAGAGAGAUUGCAAGCUUAUUAGAUCAACUAGAGCAAUGUAAAGAUAAUUUGAUCAGUAAAAAUGAGGAGAUUUUGCAGCUGAACUUGCAGUUAGAGAUGCAAAAAAAUCUUAGCACUUCCAGCAUCAGCCAGCUUCAGUUAGAGAACGCACACCUGAAGGAGGAUCUAACAAAGCUUCACCUGAAGCAAAAUCAGGACCGAGGUAAUAGUGAUUGCUCAGCUUUAUCGUUCCCACAAGCACUGCUUAAGGAAAAGAAUCAAGAAAUCGAUCAUUUAAAUGAGCAGGUGAAGAGACUCCAGUGUGAGCUAGAGAACGCUGUGGACAGUAAGGCUGUGGAAGACCGAAAAUCUGAAAUUGAAGAACUCCAAUCUCUUGUUGAGCACCUUCGUGGUGACCAGGAAAGGCUGCGUAAGGACAAAGAUGAAGAGGUAGAACAACUUCAUGGAGUAAUUGAGAAGCUUCAAAAAGAGCUGGCGCAGUUUGGACCAGUAUGUCAUGAAGUUAGUGACAGCCAUGAUAAUCUUUAUCAGCUUGGCUUGGAAGAACCAGUAGAAAACCUUCAGAAUGAGCUGAAAAAGGGAUUGAUAGAUUGUCAGGGUGAUACUGAUCCAAACAGAAAAAACAUAUUGCUACUCUCCAAUGUGAGAGAACUUCAGGAAGAACUAGAGCUUGUGUCAACUGCUAGAGAAGCUCUGCAGCACCAACUGGAAGAGAAGGAAUUGCAGUUCAAAAUGGAAGUGGAAAUUUUAGAGCAAAACUUACAAAAAGUACAAGAGUCAUCAAAGCAGCACUUUGCAGAGCUAGCCUCCCUAAGGGUAGAGUACGAUGCACUUCAAAAAGAGUACCACCUCUUCCAAACACAUUUUUCUCAGAGGGAGGUUGAAGCAAGCAUGAUUUCUUCUCGGAUUCAAGAACUUGAAGAUACUGUGAGAGAGAGGGAAGCAAAUCUUCUAGAGAAAGAUACGCAGAUGAAGACAAUGGCAGAUCAAAGAGUAGCCGACACAAACAAAUUGCAGUGCUUAAUGGAAAAGGUAGCAGUGCUUGAAACUGAGUUGGAAAAGAAAGACACAGAUCGGGCUCAAGAGGUUCAUAAUCUUCAGUCAGAAGUUUCUAGACUUGAUUUCCAGGUGCAAACACUGAAUCAAAAAGAAGUAGCUUAUCAGAGAGAAAUUGAUGAACUGCAGGGUUGCACUUCCAAACUGAAAGAUCAAAUUGAGGAGCGUGUGAAAGAGCUUGAAACCUUACGACUGGAAAGAGAUGAACUUAUUUCACAGUUGGAGUCCCGCAAGCCAAAGGAGCAACGUGGUUAUGAAGAGACAAACCUUCCCAAGCUGGUCUCCAAAGCAGAAAUAAAAGGUGAAGAUCUUAAAGGAAUGGAGAAACUGGAAGUACUGGGAACAACUGUUGAUCAGUCAUUUGGAGUUCUGAUUUCCCCAAGUGAUAAAUUGGAAAAGGAUAACAUUGUAAGAAACUUGACAACUCACAAUAUAAAUCAGAACUCUCAGAUUAAGCAAUUGCAAGAAAAGGUCCUGGCUCAGGAAUCAGACAUGAUCAAUAACUCUGAAAAGCAGGAAGAUUUGAAAAAGCAUUGCCAGCAAACGUUGAAAAGCCAUCAAACUCCUGAUUCUCCAAAACAGAAUUUGAUCAUAGGCUAUGAAGACACUCCGAAAGGCUUCCAGGAUUUAAUUGUGAAUGUGGCUUCAUGGGAGUCACCUGAGAUUGUGAGAAAGCAGGAUACAAGCAUGGAACUUCAACCAGGGCUUCACUUGACUCCCUUUUCAGAAGUGGAUAGCACAGAUUUUGAAAUGAUGCACACAAGGUCAUCGAUGCAAGAAAAUACUUCUGGAUUGUUGGGAUAUCCAAAUCUAUAUGAACACGGCAGUGAGGAAGCAGCGGUGAGAGUAGAUGUGAAAUCUCUAGCUUUCUCUGAAAGCACCUAUUCUGUUGACGACCAAGACAUAGAGAAGAUUUUGCAGGUGAGAGAAGCUGAUAAUCUAACUUUAACCCCAUCUGAUUUGCAAGACGACCUAAGAUCAACAGCAUCCGCCAUAGAGGUGGCGAGUGAUGCGUAUGGCAGCAAUACCAGCUCCGGUUUGGGAGCCAAACUAAAACAGGAGCUAGAAACGUCUGAACAUCUAGAUGCUAGUUUCAUGACUUAUCUGCAGUACCGUGGAAUAUUUCCAGAUAUUAUGGAGUCAAUGAGAGAAAAAGAAAUACUUUCACCACAGCUGAAGACUGUACUGAAGAUGGUAUACGAGGAGAGCUGCAAAAUAUUGGCUUUGUCGGAACAUCCCUUCGGUCUUAGGGAUCGGAAAAACGUUCAUCGGUCUGGAGCAGCUACAGAGGGAUGGCAGAAGGAAGGCAUAGCCUUUCUGGAUGCUAUACAGUCACUGAAAGAUUACCUUAGCAAGGUAGCAGAUAGAGGAGACAAGGAACAUUCAGAUAUUAUCACUGACUGGAGAGGAGAACUACUCCAAGCAGUACAGAGCGUGUUCGAGAAGGAGAGAAAUGUGUUGCAGUUUGACUUGAAGUCUCACUUCUGCAAUCCCGGGUCUGGUGAUGAAGGUUCAUUAGUGGAAAAACUUGAGCAUAUUAUGAAACAACAAGAGGAACAGCGGCAGAUGGUUUUAGAGCACCUUUUCUCCUCAGACAGGAAUAGCUUGCUUUCUGAAAUACAGGACCUUCGAGCUCAGCUGCGCAUGACACAUCUUCAGAACCAGGAGAAGCUACAGCAGUUACAGGAAACUCUUACUAAUGCAGAAGAUCAUGGGAGCAAACAAGAACACCAGCUUCGGAGGAAAGUUGAAUUAUUAGAAUAUAAGCUUCAACAGGAGGAAUCUAUUGUGAGUGGCUUGCAGAGCACCCUGACUGAGGAGCAGAAGAGAGCCUCUGAAACAUGUGAACUCCUGAAUCAAGAGCAAGCUGCAGUAUCGGCCCUGAAGUUGGAGCUUUAUGAAAGUAAGCAAGAGAAUGAAAGGCUGCAAAAGUCCCUAGAAGAGCUUCAGAGGGAAAUAAACCAGUUCUGUUCUGAAUUGGAAGAUAAAGAAAAAGACUUGGCAGCUGCACUUCAAGAGCUGCAGAGCGAACGUCAGAAGGAAGCAGAGCUACGACAUUUGUUUGAGGAGCGACAGCUUCAGCAUAAGAAAACAGAAGAUGAAAACACAAAGGCUUUGGAGGAGCUACGGGCUGCCUUGGAAUUGCAGUCCAUACAGAAUCGUCAGCUGUCGGUGUCCUUAGAGCAUGAGCAAACGGUAAAUGAUAACCUCCGCAAGGAGCUUCAAAUUGAACACUCCCGCUGUGAAGCUUUGCUGUCCCGAGAACAGAACAAACUGUCGGAGCUGCAGAGAAAUUUGGACGCUGAGAAGAAUCGUUCGUUGGAGCUCCUGAAUUCCUUGAAUCACGAACGUGUUUUGACAGAGCAGUUGAGCAUGAGAGCUAAGGAAGGCGCUUCUUGUCAGCACAGGGAGUCACUCUUAGAGCAAGCCUUCGUUCGAGAGCUCCAGGCCCAGCUGGAGGAAGAGAGGUCCCGAACUAUGGAGCUAGCUGCUAUUAUUGAGAAAACGCACCAGAAGGCCAUUCGUUCCAAGAGGCAGCUCGAGGCUGAGGUUCAGAUGUGUUGCGAAGAAACACAGAAGGAAAGGGAGGUCAGUAACAAAUUGCGAGCUACGCUGGAGUCUCUUCAGAGUCAAAAGCAAGAGGUAAUCCGUUCCUUGGAGGCACAGAGAGAAAGAGAGGCAAAGCUGAAAGCUGACUGGGAACAAUUGCAGUCGCUCUUCAGGACAAUGAAAGAACAAGAUAAAAACAAGAAGGAGGAGCGAGAGAAAGAGCGAAGGCAACAGCAACAAACGGAAACGGAGAAACAGAAGGACUGGCAGAGAGAUCAAGAGAGACUGCAAAAAUUGGAACUGCAACACCAGAGGGAUGAACGCAGAAUUAAAGAGCUGCAGGAAAUACUGGCGCUGUUAGAAGAAAGGGAAAGAAAUCAUCCAUCUCAAAACUGUCAGCCAGAAGCUGUGUGUGCUUUAAACAAGGAUCGAAGUGCCACACAGGCCAUGACAAAAGAAACUGAACAACUGCACUUGCAACAGCAGCAACAACAGCUAGAGAAGAUAAGACAGCAGUUGCUUUUUGUAGCUGGCCAUCUGAAUGAGUUCAUAUAUAAAACUGUAGAUAAAACAGUUAACGAUUGGUCUGCAUCGAAUGAUGAAGCGGUAGCCUCUCUACUGCAGACAUUAAAGGAACUAAAAUCAAAUUUAUUGUCUCCUCCAGCACAUCUGAUCAGAGCUACAGAUGAUACUGACUCAGUUCAAGAGCUGGAAAGAGCUGCCUGGCAGCGAGAAAAAAGCGUUCUGCAGAAUGCCUUGAAACAGGCAGAAUCUGAACUGGCUAAAGCUACUGUUGAAAUUGAAAACAAACCAGCAGUAGAAACUUCCAGCCCAAAGUUGCAGAGAUUAUAUAGGAAGUAUCUGCGAGCAGAGAGCUUUAGAAAAGCUCUAGUUUACCAGAAGAAAUACCUCUUGCUGCUUCUCGGUGGAUUUCAGGACUGUGAGCAAGCAACCCUCUCUCUAAUAGCACGUAUGGGAAUCUACCCCUCACCUGCAGACCUGCAGCUUUCGGAUUCACGUUCCCGUCCUUUUACCAAGUUCCGGUGCGCAGUCAGAGUGAUCAUCGCUAUAUCAAGGUUAAAGUUUUUGGUAAAAAAGUGGAACAAAGUUAACAGAAAGAGUGCACCGGGUGAAACCAUCUCUCACAGUACAGCAUGUAAUCCAGUUUCUGGUGCCAGAACAGAAAUUCUGAAACAGCAACAGCUCUUAGCUGUUAACAUCAGCUCUCCUCCAACCCGCGAUACUGGAUCAUGCCACAGAACCAGCUCUGCGAGAUUUCUGAGCUACUCCCCCAGAUCCUCUUACGGGUUACAUAACAGAUUGCAUCCAUCCACAAGUCCAGCUUCAGAAAAGUCCCUUGCGUCUACUCAGGAUCCUGAACGAUCGCUUACUGAAUACAUUCAUCGCUUAGAGGUUAUCCAGCAAAGACUAGGGGGUGUGCAACCAGGACAAGUUCCAGGACCACCUCGCCAGCGAAACACGAAAAAGUGAUCAGAACGCUUCUGAAAUCUGUACUGCGAACCCCCCAGGUUAUUGCUUCCGUCUAAGUUGUUCCCUAGUGAAUGGAGGCGCUUGUGAUCUCUUGUGCAACUGAAUAAAGGGGUUUUAGUCUAUGCAGUGCUUUUGCAUCAGAUUUUUAUAUGACUUUUUACUAUAUUUUAGUACUUCAAGAGGAAAUUACUUUUCACUAAGAGUAAUGUUUUACAUUCUUAUGUGGAAUUACUACUAAGUUAACAGCUGAAGUGUGCCUGCAUCACUGUAUUGUAAGUCGCAAAGAGUCUUUUCUGUGUUUAUUUUUCUAUAGUGUAUAGCUGGAUUCCUUGUAAAAAGUUAUUAAAAUGGCAUUUUAUUAGUGAAUUCUUA